This is a messenger RNA of Psylliodes chrysocephalus, 2229 nucleotides long. The record is from the annotation of a GenBank genome assembly. NCBI's taxonomy places the organism in Eukaryota, Metazoa, Arthropoda, Insecta, Coleoptera, Chrysomelidae.
UACCUGCAAAACCAUGGUCUAAGUCCCAAAAAUAAACUGAAGAUACACCACCUUCAAAAUACAUUUCUCUAUAUUGAUCAAAUGCAUGAUUUGCAUCUAAUUCUAAUUUCCUUAACCUUUCGGAUGGCAUAGAACCAUCCUCCAAUGGGGGAUAAUAGGUGUUAGACCAAGGUGACCUAAAACACAUCAAGAAUAAUCAUUCAAGAAUAUUAUUUAUGACCAAAUAUUUUACCUGUAAGAAUCUCCAUCUCUAUUAUAAUCGCAUAAGAGGAAAUCUUUCCCAGAAUCCUUGUCUUUAGCAAUUUUUAAAGGUUGAUCUACAGACGAAAGGAGAUCUUCACAUAAACUUGCUCUGGCCUCAGUGGGAGUCGGCAGUGGGCUUCUACAUACAUUAAUUUGAAUAUUUGUUUAUAAAAAUUUAAAAGACAGUCGUGAAACAGAUUAAAAUAGUCUCAUACUAAUAAAAAAUGUUUAAAAAGCCAAUAAAGGUAAAGAGUAAUAACCAAUCAAAAGGAACAGAAAGGAGAAAUUUUAAAGAUUCCCUUCAAAAAGCUUUUCCCAAGUUAACCGAAAAUGAACUUAACGAAUUACUGCCGAAAAAAGAAGCAUUAAACAUUUUAAAAGUUGUUACACACAGUGAAUUAAUUAUUAUUGUAUAUACUGUUCAAAAAAGGCCUAUAGUGUUCGAAUUGAAUGGAAAGCUUUUUCCAACAAUAUUUUUAUUAUGGAAGUUCCCAAAUAUUAUUCAUGCCUUUACAACUCAUCAGCAAGUAAUGAGUUUUAUAUCUUCUGGAGCUGAUCUCAUGUUACCUGGUGUGAUAACACCUCCCUCACACACAAACUUACCGAGGUUUGGGUCUGUCAGAGAAAAUGAAAUAGUUUACGUAAAUUUAACUAAUAAUAAAGCUGCAGUAGCUGUUGGUACUGCAAGUCAAAGUUCUGGAGCUAUGGUUCUAGAAAAUUCAAGAGGGAAGUGUGUGAAUAUAGUUCAUUUUUAUGGCGACCAUUUAUGUACUUUGGAAGGUAUGCCUAAUUUACCUUUGGUUAACUUGGGUUCACCAGAAUGGCUUAAAAUGAAGAGCUAUGAUGAUGAUUUUCCUGCACUAGGCAGUACUCCAAAACCUCAAAGUGAUGUUAAUGUAGAAAAAGUUAUUAAUGAAGAGGAUAUAGUUGAAAAUAAUGAUGGAAAUUUUAAUGAAGAGAUAGAGGAUAGUACUGUAGAUGCAAGCAGUGAAGUAAUUGAAGAAACUGUUAAAGAUUCUGUUGAGGAAAUGGAUGAAUUGGUAUUAUUUUGUUUUUUAGGUGCCAUUAAAUAUUCAAAGUCCUUGUCCUUACCUAUUUUGACUUCCAAUUUUUUUAAACUUAAUAUGCUUCCAGUCUGUCCAGAAAACAAGACUUUGGAUAUCAAGAAAACCUCUUACAAAAAGCUGAAGCCUUUUUUGAAGAAAAUGUCAGAGGAGGGAAUUGUUACUGUAAAAGAAAUUAAAUCUGGUGUUGAAGCAAUAACGGGAAUAAAUAAGGAUCAUCCAAAAUUGCAAGCAUUUUAUUUAACUCCACAAGAUAGGCCCAAGAAGGAGACCGAUGAAAAUGGUGGUGUGCAGUCCACUAAUGUAAUAGAAUCUUAUGUAAUAACUGAAGCAGUCUUGAAGUUAUUUGCAGGACAUAGCAAAGGAGAUACUGUACAAGUACCAGAAAUAAGAAGAUGUGUGAACAAAUAUGUAAAAGAAUUUAAUCUUCAAGAUGAAACGAAUGAAAGGUAUGUCAAGCCUAAAGACAAACUAGCAGCCAUUUGUAAGACAGAACAUUCCAUUGCAUGGGAAGAAGUCAUAGAAAAAGUUUGCGCUGCAAUGAAAAAUUGUUAUAAAGUGAAAUCAGGAAAUGAAGAAAUACAAGGCAAAGGAAAAGUAGCACCUAUAACCCUUUCUGUUUCAGUUCGAUCUGGCAAUAAAAAGGUGACACUAAUUGAUAAUUUGGAAUUGUUUGGGAUACGAAUAAACGAUUUUGCCAAAGAAUGCCAGCAUGGCGUAGCUGCAAGUACAAGUAUUAGUAGGCCUCCAGGAAAAAAGUGUGACCAGCUUUUAGUUCAAGGAAACCAAGUUCUUUUUGUUUACAAUUUAUUAACAGAUAAAUAUAAAGUGCCAAAAAAGUACAUAAAAGGAUUAGAAAAUGCUCCAAAGAAGAAAAAAUAAUUUAUAUUUCUACAUUUAUAUUUAAUAAAUUGACAUUUAC